Molecule: messenger RNA, 2808 nt
Organism: Pseudophryne corroboree (corroboree frog)
Lineage: Eukaryota; Metazoa; Chordata; Amphibia; Anura; Myobatrachidae
Gene: NOP2
Product: NOP2 nucleolar protein
Exons: 17
Coding region: 184-2451 (755 amino acids)
Biological process (GO): rRNA base methylation; maturation of LSU-rRNA
Cellular component (GO): nucleolus
Molecular function (GO): RNA binding; rRNA (cytosine-C5-)-methyltransferase activity
Source: RefSeq, a predicted model, not a curated record
CCCGUCAUGCUGCCUGCAGCUCCUGCCGCGUAACCGCGCCGCCAGCCGCCGCGUCCCUCUGACGUCAUCACUGCGCACCCGGAGCUACCACAGACACGUGAAGCUGCGGCAGGAGGACGAUCGUCCGGCAGCAGCGCGGAGCUCAGCCAUUCAGAACCUUCACUCCAUCCUCACAGCUGCAUCAUGGGUCGGAAACUGGACCCGCUGAAGAAGGUGCCCCGGGGACCUGGCCGAAAGUCGAGAAAGCAGCCAGGGGCCGAGAAUGAGCUGAGCAAGUUUCUGAGUGAAGACUCUGAAGGGAAACGUCUGUCCAGCCACGGCAGGAAGAGAGCAGCAAAAAGGCGACUUGCCAAGACACCACAAGCAAAGCCUAAGAAACCAGAGACAAAGCAGAACGGAAAUGUUGGGGUCGUCUUGAAAGGGAAGAAAAAACCUGCUGGAUUCAGUGAUGAUAAUGCACAGUGGCUGAAACCUGUGAAGAGAGCGCGGAUGGAGAAAGAAGCGGAGAGCGAGGAGGAGAUGGAGAGCGGAGAGGAGGAAACCAAUGACCAGGAAGUAGACAGUGGAGAUGAUGUGCCAGGUGAUCGGAAGGGAGGGAGUGGAGAGGAUGAAUCCGGGGAUGAUGACGAGGGUGAACCUGAGAAGGGGGAAGAAGAAGAGGAGAGUGGAGAGGAUGAACCAAGUCAAGCGCUGGAGCUUUCAGACAGCGAUGAUCUAGAAGAUGACUUUGGCGUUUCCUCAGGGGAUGAUGAGGAGGAUCUUCUGCCAAUCGAGAAAGCGGCUGGAAAACAGAGAAAAAAGAAUGAAAGGGAGAAGAUGGAGGAAGAUUCUGACAUUCAGCUCAAUGUGGACGAGGAGCACUUUACGCUGCCUACCGCAGAAGAAAUGAAUCAAGAGCUCUCGGGAACUUUGGACCUUGCCUCAGUGCAGGAACGCAUCAAGGACGUCGUAGGUGUAUUACAGGAUUUCGCUAAGCGGGGAGGAGAGCGUUCCAGGCAGGAAUACCUUUCCGUCCUAUGCAAGGAUCUUAGCACCUACUACAGUUAUGGUGACUUCAUGAUCGAAACCCUCAGCGGCCUGUUUCCUGUGUCAGAGUUGGUGGAUUUUCUGGAGUCCUGUGAAGUUCAGCGUCCCGUCACCAUCAGGACCAAUACAUUAAAGACCCGAAGACGUGACCUGGCGCAGGCUCUUAUCAACCGUGGUGUAAACUUGGACCCGUUGGGUAAUUGGUCGAAGACCGGGCUGGUCAUUUACGACUCCUCCGUACCGAUUGGUGCCACCCCGGAGUAUCUGGCAGGACACUACAUGUUACAGGGUGCGUCCAGUUUGUUACCAGUCAUCGCCCUGGCACCCCAGGAGAAUGAACGGGUGCUGGACAUGUGCUGUGCUCCCGGAGGGAAGACCAGUUACAUGGCCCAGCUGAUGAAGAAUACCGGGGUCAUCGUUGCCAAUGAUAUGAACGCGGAGCGCCUUCGGAGUGUGGUGGGAAAUUUGCACAGGCUGGGGAUCACCAACUCUAUAAUCAGCAAUUACGACGGAAGGCAAAUCUCCAAGGUCCUAGGAGGUUUUGAUCGGGUUCUCCUGGAUGCUCCAUGCAGCGGCACCGGGAUCAUCAGCAAAGAUCCAUCUGUGAAAACCAACAAGAGCGUACAGGACAUCCAGCGAUGCGCCCACAUACAGAAGGAGCUCAUCCUCAGCGCCAUUGACUCUCUGGAUGCCCAGUCAUCCAGUGGUGGAUUCCUGGUCUAUUGCACAUGUUCCAUCACUGUGGAGGAGAAUGAGUGCGUGGUGGAUUACGCCCUGAAGAAGAGAAACGUCAAACUUGUGCCAACAGGUCUGGACUUUGGGAAAGAAGGAUUUGUGAGAUUUAAAGAGCGGCGGUUUCACCAGUCCCUGCGGCUGUCCCGCAGAUUUUACCCUCACACUCACAAUAUGGACGGAUUCUUCAUUGCAAAGCUGCGCAAAUUCUCCAACACCAUCCCGGUGACGAAGGAAGUGACCGAAGCAUCCAGCGCUGAUCAAAGUGAAGAAACAGCUUCAGAGAAUAAGGAAGCAAAGCCACAAGGACAGAAAACCCAAACAACGAAACAAGGGAAGAAAACCCCGCCGACAAAACCAGGACAGAGAACAACGCCGCCACCAAAACAAGGGAAGAAAACUCAUCCGGCGAAACCAGGACAGAAAACUUCCCUAGGAAAACCUGGACCGAAAACUCCCGUAGGAAAACCAGGACAGAAAACUCCCAUGCAGAAACAAAAACAGAAAACGAAGACGAUACCAGGACAGAAAUCUCCAUCAUCGAAACAAGAACAGAAAACUCAUCCGUUUAAACAAGGAAAGAAAUUUCCUUCAUCAAAACUUAAGAAGAAAACUCCUCUGACCAUGAAACAGGGAAAAAAAACCUCUCAGAAAAAACAAAACUUUUUUUCUAAAAAGAAAAAGAGCAAAUAGUUCUCACGUUCUGCCACCUCUGGACUCUUGUGUCACCACCACCACCUCCUGCUCGGCAGUGGGCUCUGAUCAGUAAUUCGCGGUAUGGAGGGUGGGAUUCUCUAGUGUGCCGACCCUCCCCCAGGAUGUGAAGUGACCAUGGCGUGAUCAGCAUUCGCCGUAAGGGGAAGUGUUCUGUAUGUGUUCCCUGGACUCUCCGGGAGGGUGAGAGAAUCUGCAGCAGUGCUCUGGACAGUCUAGAGAGGGUGAAAUGCUCUGUAGGCGUGUUCCACCUGGAUGGGUGCAUGCUCUGCUGGUUUUCCCAUUGGUGACUUGUUUUCCUGUUUUAUUAUAAAUUGGAUAAAAAAAACAACCAAA